Molecule: messenger RNA, 3207 nt
Organism: Saccostrea echinata
Lineage: Eukaryota; Metazoa; Mollusca; Bivalvia; Ostreida; Ostreidae
Product: 2-phosphoxylose phosphatase 1-like
Exons: 3
Coding region: 136-1611 (491 amino acids)
Biological process (GO): dephosphorylation; chondroitin sulfate proteoglycan biosynthetic process; glycosaminoglycan biosynthetic process
Cellular component (GO): Golgi apparatus
Molecular function (GO): phosphatase activity
Source: RefSeq, a predicted model, not a curated record
AUUAAAAAUUUAAAUGAAAAAAGUAAAUUAUCAAACAGUACUAUUUAGAGUACAAUUCAACAGAUUUCAAAAUUAAUCGGGAUCAAGAUUCAGCAGCCCUGAAGCAGUCGAUGCAUUUUCUAGUAUACAAAGUCCAUGGCUGCCACAAGACUUAAGAGAUGUCGCUUAAAGAUUAUAAUUAUAUUGCUUAUAGUUGUAUUUUUACUUUAUUUCUAUUUACAGAAGGAAUAUGGAAGUGAAUUGACGAGCCAAUCGCCGUCCAAACAUCAUCUGGAAAGAAUAUCAGAACAAUUAUUGUUUCAAGAACAGACUGAGAAAUUUCAUUUCCAUAAUAAAUCAUCUGCAACAUCUCCAUCUGGAGCUUUGGAAUACUGUAAUUUUCCCAAUCCUAAUUCACUAAAAGAGGGUAAUGGUCAUUACCAUAGAGAGCUAGGGACACAUGGUUACAAGCUACAACUGGUGCAGAUGAUCAUCAGACAUGGAGAUAGGACACCACUUCACACUCUAGCUGACAGACCUAACCCAAGAAUCAGCUGUAAAUUUUCAAAGAAAGAGAAACAUGUACACUGGAUUGUGGGCAAGUUUAUCUCCAGAAUGCAAAGUGAGGACGCUAAUGAAAAUUUUGAAUUUUUGCACCCCUAUCCAAAUCAACCAUAUUGUCGUCAGUCAUAUUUAACUCCACAAGGAGCUGUGCAGACAUUGCUAAAUGGUCUUAAAGCAAAAUACAAGUACAUUGAUCAGUUGGAUUUAUUUGGACAAGAUUUCAGUGAGAGAAAAAUUAUUGUGAAGAGUACUGUAUACCCUAGAACAUACCAGAGUGCAAAUGCUUUUAUGUUUGGCUUUUUAUCUGAUUUCAAUGCCAGAGUUAAAAUUCAAAAAGCUAGAACUGAUCUGUGUUCAGAGAAGGAUUCUGGGCUGCGCUGUUAUUGUUCAGGCUUAGAAAAGUAUGCAGCACCUCUAAAGAAUAUGAGGAAGAUGAGUAAAUCUUCAAUACUGGCAAUUAUGAACUUCAAAAAGAAAGUAGCCAGUAUAUUCCACAUGGAUGUCACAGAGAUUAAGUCAUUAUCUCAUGUUUUUGAUACGUUGAUGGUGCGUGCUUGUCACAGCCUUCCUUUUCCUUGUAAUAAACAGAGAAAUUCAUGUGUAGACAAGAAAAUGUUGGACACAUUAUGGAGCUUACUUAGCACAGAUAUGCAACAUAAUUAUUUUUAUAACGAAAAUCUUUUAAAAACACACCAUCUAAGGUUUCACCCUCUCCUAGUGGAGAUGUAUUUAAGAAUGAAAAAUGUCACCAAGCGGAGCUCCCGAACAAAUUUUGUGUUAUUCUCAGGACAUGACAUAACAAUGACUCCAUUUUUAAUGCUGUUGGGCAUAUUUGAUGGGAAGUGGACACCUUAUGCAUCCUCUUUAGCCCUUGAAUUGUACAGUAAAGAAGAAGAAUCAAAGAUACAUUAUUAUUUGAAAAUAAUAUACAAUGGUGCUGAUAGAACAAAGGAUUUAAAGUUUUGUAGAGGUUUAGAAAUGUGCAAAUUUAAGUAUUUUGAACAAUUUGUUAAUACUCAUUUAAAGAUUAUGGGACUAAAUGAUUACAUCUCAGAGUGCUUUUCUUGAUGAUUUGGUAUUGGUAGCAAGUAGUCUUGAUAGUUUGUGGAUAUUAAAUUAUUGUGUAUAUAUAUAUAUAUAAAUUGGAGAUCUCAUAGUUUGCUUUGGGGUGGAUGGGGUAAAAAUAGCAUUUUCCUGCCCAUUACAUAUUACUCUACUCCAUUUUUUAGCUCACCUGAGCCAAAGGCUCCAGGGAGCUUUACUGAUCGAAGAGUGUCUGUCUGCCGUGUGUCUUUUCUGUGCAUUUUUCACAUUUUCAACUUCUCCAGAAUUACCAGGCCAAUUUCAACGAAUCUUGCCACAAAGCAUUCCCAGGUAAAGGGGAUUCAAGUUUGUUCAACUGAAGGGCUACUCCCUGUUGUAAGAGGAGAUGAUCAAGAAUUCGUGAAAAUUUUGAUCGCAUCUUUUAAAAAUCUUCUUCUCAUGAACCACUGGACCAGAAAACAAGAAACUUACAUGAAAGUAUCCUGACAUAGUGUACAUUCAGUUUUGUCCAAAUUGUGGCCCCUGAGGGUAGGGUAGGGCCAAAGUAAGCGAUCAAAUUUUUACAUAGGAAUAUAAGGGAAAGAUUUUUUUAAAAUCUUUUCAAGAACAUCAGGACAAUGAUAAGUGAUUAUUGAUAUGCAAAUAUCCUCAGGUGGUGCAGAUUAAACUUUGUUCCAAUUGUGAAUCCAGGGGAUAUUCCUUAGGAAAUGCAGAUCAAGAGAUCUGAAUCAAGUCUCCCAAGGAGGGAGGGGUACAAAUAUUUUUCCUAGGAAUAAAUAGAAAUUUUUUUUUCUCAAGAACUAGUGAGGGCAUGAUCAUUCACAUGAAUUUGAAAGCAAUCUCAGAAAUGUAGAAGUGAAAAAAUUCAAGAAUCUUCUCAAGAAAAGCAGGACCAGUGUGACUCAGGUGAGCAUUGUGGCUAAUGGGCCUCUUGUUUCCCACCAUUGUAAUAAGUUUGCUUACAUUAAAAGAAACAUCUUGGCAUCAAAUGCCUAAAUAGCAAUCAAUAAAGAUUCUUAAGAUACUUGUACAUAAUAUUGAAAAUAAAAAAAAGCUGGAGGAAAGCACAUCAACGAACAAAGCAUGGAUUUAAUCGAACUACCUCUACCUUGAAACGCAGGAAAUCAACCUUUGAAUUGAGGAGACUUCCAAAGGUCCAAUUACACAAAUGGAAACUGUGAAAAGACAUGGCUAGUUUUCAGAUCGUAGGAUCAUGAUGGAAAAUAUAAUACUUUAUGGGGAAAAUGGUCAAUAUUACAAGGUUGUUUUGCCAUGGUAUAUCAAUCAUUCUCAAAGUAUUAGCACUUUAAGAAUUAAAGUAUACAGUGCCCUGACAGCACAUUAAUAGCAGGGAUCAUUUGAAAUUUUUUUGCUUUACUGUCGCAUCAUUUCCUUUGCAUGCAUGUAUGUUUUCUCUGUGUCAAAUUAUAUUUUUCAGUUAAAAUUUCAUAUGGCUCUCAUUUUGAAUAUUGAUAUCUUUCUUUUAAAAUUCUAUCUGAUGAAAGGUGUUUGAACAAGACAUUUUUUGAUAUGUUCAAUAUGACCUAAUAAUUUAUCAUUUGAUUCAUGAUUUUUAGCUCACAUGAGGAAGGGCUUUAUAUUUUUCUGAAAUCACAUAUA